GCAGAUCGAGUUGCAGAAAAAACAAGCUAGGAAAUUUCAUCAACAACCUUGAAUCGAAUGGAUCAUCUUCAUCAUCGCUUUGGUGAUCAAGAUGGCCCUAAAAAGCCGAAAGUCACGGUGGUGAUAGUGCCCUUUCCGGCACAAGGUCACCUCAAUCAGCUCUUACACUUCUCCCGGCUAAUAUCAGGCUACGGGAUUCCGGUACACUACGCUGGCUCAGCAACCCACAACCGCCAAGCAAGGCAGCGUAUUCAUGGCUGGAACCCUCUCACAAUCUCCAACCUCCACUUCCAUGACUUCCCCAUGCCACCAUUCCCCACACCUCCGCCCAAUCCAGAUGCCCCCAUCAAGUUCCCCAGCCACCUCCAGCCGUCGUUCAACGCCUCCUUGCACCUCCGUGAGCCCGUCGCCGCACUCCUUCGUUCGCUUUCACGUACCACACACAGACUCGUUGUUGUUCAUGAUACACUCACAGCAUUUGCUGUGCAAGAUGUGGCUACCCUCCCUAAUGGUGAGGCCUAUGCCUUCCACAGCGCAUCGGCCUUUGCUCUCGUCUACUACUUAUGGGAGUCUCGUGGACGACCUUCGAAUGGAGGGAUUGUUCUUCCAAAUGAGCUACCCUACAUCUCACUGGAAGGCUGCUUCACCACCGAGUUCGCGAAUUUUAUCACUCGUCAAUAUGAUAUAAUGAAUUUCGACGCUGGUGAUAUCUACAACACAUGCCGGCCAGUCGAAGGUAGGUUCUUGGAUCUACUGAUUAAAGAGCAGCUUAAUCGAGAUAAGAGACUAUGGGCAGUCGGGCCCCUGAAUCCAAUGGCGCUCCGUUUGACCAGAGAAUCGCCUCAUCGUCAACACAAGUGUUUGCAGUGGCUAGACAAGCAACCAUUGCAAUCAGUACUGUAUGUUUCAUUUGGAACCAUGACAUCAUUACCGGACGAUCAGAUACUCGAGCUUGCAGUUGGGCUAGAACGUAGCAAGCAACGUUUUGUUUGGGUCUUGAGAGAAGCUGACAUAGGAGAUAUUUACGCAGGGGAGAAGUCCGGUAGGGAGAUACAACUUCCGAAGGGCUACGAGGAGAGGAUAGAAGGGGUGGGAGUGGGAUUAAUUGUAAGGGACUGGGCUCCACAGCUGGAGAUACUAGCCCACCCGUCGACAGCCGGAUUCUUGAGUCACUGUGGCUGGAAUUCAUGCAUGGAAAGCAUCAGCUUGGGCGUGCCGGUUGCAGCUUGGCCGAUGCACUCCGACCAGCCAAGGAACACCAUGCUCGUAACCCAAGUGCUGAAGGUGGGUCUCGUGGUCCAAGAAUGGGAUCGCCGGCAGGAAUUGGUUCCAUCUGUCACUGUCGAGAAUGCAGUCAAAAGAUUGAUGGCAUCAGAGGAAGGGAACAACAUGAGAAAGCGAGCUAAGGAAUUGAGUGGCUCCAUCCGUCGGUCGGUGGCUCAAGGUGGAAUUUCCUGUACCGAACUAGACUCCUUUGUUGCUCAUAUCUCUAGAUAGGUAACCUGUACCAGCAAAGUUUCACUGUCUCAGGUCUGAGAGGAUGGGAAAUGGAGGCGUUAAGGUCUUGUUUUAUUUGCAAUUCUUCCUUAAAUAUAGCGAAGAUAAAUUCUUGAAAUGGGUAACAUGUACUGUACUAGGAAUCUCUCUCCCCUUCCGUCUAGCCAAUAAAUUAAUUAAUCUCCAAAGAAAAACUCUCCCGGACGGAACGCUACUGUAGCCAUGUUAAUCUUGUCGAGAAGAAGAGGAGGGAUGAUUUGUUAUCGUACCAUUUGAAUCUCAAGAGAAAGAGAGAGAGACAGAGAGAGAUGGAACGGUAACUUUCUUUGUCUUUUGGACGGGAGAGAAAUUUAGCGGUCCACGUUUGGCAGCCUACG
Messenger RNA from Nelumbo nucifera (sacred lotus), 1874 nucleotides. NCBI's taxonomy places the organism in Eukaryota, Viridiplantae, Streptophyta, Magnoliopsida, Proteales, Nelumbonaceae. The record is from RefSeq and is a predicted model, not a curated record.